AUGGAAGUUGCCAACUUCGCUCUGCAGGCAAACACUCCGUUCAACUUCAUCCAGAGCAUAGCCUCAUUCAGUGCACCCGUCACGUCUCGCCCCUACCGCGUUAAUCCCCCGGUGGCGAAACAAGUUGACGCGAUCCUUGACCAAUAUCUUGCGGCAGCUUUGAUCCAACAGUCGACCUCGCCUUACUCGAGCCCUUUGGUAGUCAUACCGAAGACACCUGGUGGCGUUCGCAUCACCGUCAAUUAUCGCAAGCUCAACAAGCUUUGUGCUUUGAGUCAGCUUCCGAUUCCUCGAGUCGAUGAUACUUUGGACAAGUUGUUGAAAGGGCGAAUUUAUUCUCUUUUCGACAUGAAAUCUUCGUUCCACCAAAUCACGGUGCACCGCGAUACAACCCCUUUGACGGCAUUCGUGACAUCUUCCGGGGUUUUCGAGUGGUUGAAGAUGCCUCAAGGCAGUUCGGCUGCCCCUGGGUUUUUUUGCAAAACUCCGCGGUGUUGCAUCGAGAAGUUUGUCUUCACCCCUUCCAUGGAUCAAGCCGUUCGCGUUUUGUUAGCUGAGUUGGCCAAUCCUCCUGUUUUGGUUUAUCCAGAUUGGGAUGCCGUUUCAGACGGCUCGCGACCUUUUCAUCUUUACUGUGAUGCUAGUCGCGAUGGGUUUGGUGGGACUCUCGAACAAGAACAGCCAGAUGGUUCCAUUCGCCCAAUUGUCUUCAUCAGUCGGGCUACUUUGGACUCAGAAGGCCACUGGACUCCCCUCGAUCUCGAAGCGGGUAGCAUCGUGUGGUGUAUCAAGCGCCUUCGCGGCUUCUUGUGGGGUACAAAAUUUCGCAUGUUUACCGACCACAAAUCUCUCGAGCAUUUUGCUAAGGUGGGGGAGAACAAUGCCCGCGUUCAGCGCUGGCUGGGAUUUCUUACCGCCUACAAUUACACUCUCGACUAUCGCAAGGGUCCCGCAAAUGGCAACGCUGAUUUCCUUUCACGCCUUCCGGUCGCUGCGGCUGAAUGCGAUCGUUCUGGUGGCAGCCGUCUGACCCCGGCUGAGGAUGAGGAGGCAGUGUUUUUCAUCCGUUCGUGUGGCCUUACCCCUUCCGACCGUUUCAGCCGCCGUGCUGACAUGUACGCGGUUACGGCUGCAGAAUUCACCGCCGAAGGCACCGCUGACAUCCUUGUCAACAGGAAUAUCUCCAUGUGGGGUUGCCCGUUGAGUCUUUUGUCUUACAACGGCUGUCAGGUUUGCUCUAAACUGUCCCAAGCCGUGUAUGCCCGUCUUGCUAUCCGCAAAGUGGCAACUAGCUCGCACUAUCCUAAUGGAAAUGGGGUGUGGAGGGUGUCAACUACACUAUGGCUCAGACGUUAG
Ectocarpus sp. CCAP 1310/34 is the source of this 1356-nucleotide messenger RNA. The record is from the annotation of a GenBank genome assembly. NCBI's taxonomy places the organism in Eukaryota, Phaeophyceae, Ectocarpales, Ectocarpaceae.